Trichechus manatus latirostris (Florida manatee) is the source of this 2261-nucleotide messenger RNA. RefSeq names its product chromosome unknown C17orf113 homolog (gene CUNH17orf113). The record is from RefSeq and is a predicted model, not a curated record. The transcript is spliced from 4 exons. NCBI's taxonomy places the organism in Eukaryota, Metazoa, Chordata, Mammalia, Sirenia, Trichechidae. Bases 240 to 2261 code for a protein of 673 amino acids.
GGCCAGAGCGUCCACCACCCAAGAUGGUGGCUCUCGUGUCUCCUCCCCCACCGGCGGAGAAGGAAUAAGCUUUCCUGAAUAAGUUAGAUGGAUGGUCCCCAUUAGCCUGGUGGGCUGCCCCCCUCCUGCCUCCCCACCAACUCCCCUUGCCAAGGGAGGUGCCCCUGUGUGGGGGGGAGCCUGGGGGGGGGCAAGAGAAUUUGGGUGGGGGCUGGAGGUACCCUGCCCAGCAAGCAGGAAUGGUGCCCCCCGGGAAGAAACCUGCUGGAGAGGCCUCCAACUCCAACAAGAAGUGCAAGCGUUAUUUCAAUGAGCACUGGAAAGAGGAGUUUACCUGGCUGGACUUUGACUACGAGCGGAAACUGAUGUUUUGCCUCGAGUGUCGCCAGGCCCUGGUACGCAACAAGCAUGGCAAAGCUGAGAACGCCUUCACCGUGGGCACAGACAACUUCCAGCGCCAUGCCCUGCUGCGUCACGUGACCUCGGGAGCCCACCGCCAGGCUCUGGCCGUCAACCAGGGCCAGGCUGAGGGAGGAGGGGCCUACCCAGGCCUGGUUCCCACCCCCACCUCUAGGGGCAUCAAGGUAGAGGUGGACCCCUCUAAAGUGGCUGUGCUGACCACCGUGUACUGCAUGGCCAAGGAGGACGUGCCCGAUGACCGCUGCUCUGCCCUGCUGGAGCUGCAAAGGUUCAACCUGUGCCAGGCGCUGCUGGGCACCGAGCACAGUGAUCACUACAACCCCAGGAGGGUGAGGGACAUGCAGGUGGCCAUUGCCAGUGUCUUGCACACGGAGGACUGUCAGCGCCUGAGGGCAUCCCCGUAUGUGGGGCUGGUGCUGGAUGAGACCAGGGACUGGCCUGAGUCACGCAGUCUGGCCCUGUUUGCCACUUCGGUGUCCCCCUGCGAUGGUCAGCCUGCCACCACCUUUCUGGGCAGUGUGGAGCUACAGGAAGGUGAGGCCACCGCUGGCCAGCUCCUGGACAUCCUGCAGGCUUUCGGCGUGCCCGCACCCAAGCUGGCCUGGCUCAGCUCGAGCCUCCCCAGUGACCGCCUGAGGAGUGUGGGCCUACAGCUCCGGGCUGCCUGCCCACUGCUCACAGAGCUACACUGCCUCCCCGGCCGGACAGACCCCAAGCCCCCUGCCUACUUGGGUGAAUAUGAAAGCAUACUAGAUGCCCUAUUCCGCCUGCAUGGUGGCCCUAGUUCCCACAUGGUCCCUGAGCUCCGAGCAGCACUGGACCUUGCAGCUAUUGACUUGGCAGGGCCACGGCCAGUGCCAUGGGCCUCAGUGCUGCCCAUUGUGGAAGCAGUGGCCGAGGCCUGGCCUCGCCUGGUGCCCACACUGGAGGCCGCAGCCCCAGCCUCUCCCACUGCUGGGACACUGGCCCUUGCUCUUCGCCAGUUCACCUUCGUGGCCUUCACCCACCUGCUGCUGGACACUCUGCCCUCCGUGCAGAAGCUUGCGCUUGUCUUGCAGCCAGAGGAGCCAGACUUGGCCUUGUUGCAGCCCCUGGUGAUGGCGACCGCUGCCUCCCUGCAAGCACAGCGCUGCUCAGGUGGGGCCCGCCUCCAGGCCUUCCUUCAGGAACUGGCGGCCUCAGGCCCCGACGGGGGCGACAGUCGCUGCACCUACCGCGGCGUGGAGCUGGCUGGCUACUGCGAGGCCUCGGUCCGGGGCUUCGACCGGCUGCGGGGGGCUUUCCUGGACUCCAUGCGGACAGGACUGCGGGACUCCUACCCCGGGCCCUCGCUGGACGCCGUGGCCUCCUUUGCUGCCAUCUUCGACCCCCGCCGCUACCCGCAGGCGCCAGAGGAGCUGGGCGCUCACGGCGAGGGGGCGCUGCGCCUGCUGCUGCGAGCCUUCGCGCCAGCAGUGGUGCGCCAGCGCGCGCUAGGCGACUUCGCGCUCUUCAAGCGCGUGGUGUGCAGCCUCGGGCGGCUCGGGCCGCGGGCGCUGUGCGCCAAGCUGGCGUGCACGCACUCCGAGCUGCACGAGCUCUUCCCGGACUUCGCCACCCUGGCCGCACUGGCCUUGGCGCUGCCCGCAGGCGCCGGCCUCCUGGACAAGGUCGCCCGCAGCCGGGAGCUGAGGUGGUGGGGGCCGGCAGGGGGCGGGGAAGGCCGCAGUGGCCACGUGGUGAAGAUCGCUGUGGACGGGCCCCCACUGCAUGAGUUUGACUUCGCGCUGGCCAUAGAGUUCCUAGAGAGUGGGUGGGGGGAGGGGCUCCUGGGGGUCGCAACUCACUUUGAAGAGGAGUAG